UUACCUGGGAAAAUUUGUCUUUUGUAUAGAUGAGACAUUUAAAGAGACCUUACUGCCCUGACUGGGACGAAAGAGAUUGGGAUUAUGGGACGUGGAGGAACAGCGGCAGUCACAGAAGAAAGAAGAGAUCAUACAGCCCUGCUCGAGAGCAUAAGCGAUGCAAAUACGAUCACUCUAAAACAACUGAUGGCUAUUAUCUGGACAGCAGAUCCAUACGUGAGAAAGAGUACCAUAGUCGACGCUACAUUGAUGAGUACAGGAAUGACUACAUGGGGUGUGAGCCAGCCUAUUACUAUGGAGACCAUGAAAGCCGAUAUCAGGAUCACAGUAGCAAGUCCUCUGGGAGAAGUGGAGGAAGCAGCUAUAAGAGUAAACCCAGGACUCACCACAGCACUUCCCGUCAUCGAACUCAUGGGAAGAGUCACCGAAGGAAAAGAACCAGGAGUGUAGAGGAUGAUGAGGAGGGUCACCUGAUCUGUCAGAGUGGAGACGUACUAAGUGCAAGAUAUGAAAUUGUUAAUACCUUAGGUGAAGGUGCUUUUGGAAAAGUAGUGGAGUGCAUCGAUCAUAAAAUGGGAGGUAGACAUGUAGCAGUUAAAAUAGUUAAAAAUGUGGAUAGAUACUGUGAAGCUGCUCGAUCAGAAAUACAAGUUCUGGAACACUUAAAUACAACAGAUCCCCACAGUACUUUCCGCUGUGUCCAGAUGUUGGAGUGGUUUGAGCAUCGUGGUCACAUUUGCAUUGUGUUUGAACUUCUGGGUCUGAGCACUUACGACUUCAUUAAGGAGAAUGGCUUUCUGCCAUUUCGGAUGGACCAUAUUAGGAAGAUGGCUUAUCAGAUCUGCAGAUCUGUAAACUUUUUGCACAGUAAUAAACUGACUCACACAGACUUAAAGCCCGAAAACAUCUUAUUUGUGCAGUCUGACUACACAGAGGUUUAUAAUCCUAAAAUGAAACGUGAUGAACGAACCUUAAUAAAUCCAGAUAUUAAAGUUGUGGACUUUGGAAGUGCAACAUACGAUGAUGAGCAUCACAGUACACUGGUGUCUACAAGACAUUAUAGAGCUCCUGAAGUUAUUUUAGCCCUAGGGUGGUCUCAGCCAUGUGAUGUCUGGAGUAUAGGAUGUAUUCUUAUUGAGUAUUAUCUCGGAUUCACAGUUUUUCCAACUCACGACAGCAGAGAACACUUAGCGAUGAUGGAAAGGAUUCUUGGACCACUACCAAAGCACAUGAUACAGAAAACCAGGAAACGUAAAUAUUUCCAUCAUGAUAGAUUGGAUUGGGAUGAACACAGCUCUGCUGGCAGAUAUGUUUCACGGCGCUGUAAGCCUCUGAAGGAGUUUAUGCUGUCUCAGGAUGCUGAACAUGAGCUUCUGUUUGACCUCAUUGGAAAAAUGUUGGAGUAUGAUCCAGCCAAAAGAAUUACUCUCAGAGAAGCCUUAAAGCAUCCUUUCUUUUACCCGCUUAAGAAACACACAUAGAUUGUAAAUACUUACAGUGCUCUGAAAGAUUACAGACUGCAUCAGUCUAGUUUUAAAUACUAAGUUAUUUUGUAUAUAGCUUUGUACAUUUAUGUUUUUUUUAUUGUUUACAUGAUUUAUUAAAUACAUGGCCAAGCCAAAUAAGCAUUUCAGUAAUUAAAAAUGAUUAAUUUGGAAUAAACUUUGUGCUUAUGAAUUUA
Messenger RNA from Peromyscus maniculatus bairdii (prairie deer mouse), 1681 nucleotides. NCBI's taxonomy places the organism in Eukaryota, Metazoa, Chordata, Mammalia, Rodentia, Cricetidae. The record is from RefSeq and is a predicted model, not a curated record.